AUGAACAUGCUCCGCCGCAUACACCGCAUACCCUCAAUUACGUCCCCCGCCGGUUUAUCACGACCGUUUACAUGCACCGCCCUGCAGGCCAAGAACCUGCCGCCGCGACCAAAGCCGCCUCCAGACUCUGAAAUUGAAGAGUCCUUCCUCAAGGGCUCUGGGCCAGGUGGACAAAAGAUUAAUAAAACAAAUUCGGCGGUUCAAUUGAAACAUGUCCCCACAGGCAUAGUCAUCAAAUCACAAGCCACUCGGUCGAGAAGUCAAAACCGCAAACUCGCGCGCGAGCUGCUCGCUCAAAAGUUAGACGACUUACUUCAUGGCGAGCAGAGUCGCUCAACUAUAGUUGGAGAAGUAAAAAGGAAAAAGGCUGCUAGUGCGGCAAAGAAGAGCCGGCGCAAAUAUAGGAAAUUGGAGGAGGAUAGGGCAGCUGAUCAGACCCAGAACGAGGACUCAACGACAUCACACGAGCCAUCCGCUAUCUCUAAUGACCCUUGGACAACAGAUGUUCAUAUACAAGAAAGCAGACAUCCUCAGGAUGAGAAUAAAAAACCUUGA
Molecule: messenger RNA, 555 nt
Organism: Pochonia chlamydosporia 170
Lineage: Eukaryota; Fungi; Ascomycota; Sordariomycetes; Hypocreales; Clavicipitaceae
Product: peptidyl-tRNA hydrolase domain-containing protein
Exons: 2
Coding region: 1-555 (184 amino acids)
Biological process (GO): translational termination
Cellular component (GO): mitochondrion
Molecular function (GO): translation release factor activity
Source: RefSeq, a predicted model, not a curated record